Messenger RNA from Staurois parvus, 316 nucleotides. The record is from the annotation of a GenBank genome assembly. NCBI's taxonomy places the organism in Eukaryota, Metazoa, Chordata, Amphibia, Anura, Ranidae.
AAACCAGAGUGUGGAGCCACAGUGUGGCGGUGGAGGCAGCAGCAAUGGGAGGCCAUACAGCACCCUAUGACAAAAUGGAACCCACCAGCAGUCCUGGCAGCAGCAUGAGGAGGCGGUACGGGGGCCCAUGGCAGAUUACGGGGCCUGGCAGCAGCAAUGGGAGGCCCGUAAUCUGCCAGCACCCUAUGACAAAAUGGAACCCACCAGCAGUGUGAGGAGACCUGAAAGUGGCACAUGGCAGAGUGUGGCGAUGGAGACAGCAGCAAUGGGAGGCCGUACAGGGACCCAUGAGAGACUCUGGACCUGGCAGCAGCAU